ACAUGUAAUAUUGGAUGGAAAUUAUUAACUAUUUGGUGGACAGUUUCUACACUUAGAUUAAAAUAUUAUGGAACAUGGAAAUUAACAGAAUCACUUGGAGAAAUUUCAGGAUGUGGUUAUACUGGAACAACAAAAGAAGGAAAAGAUCAAUUUUUAUUAUAUAGAAAUGUUAGUAUUUUAGAAUUUGAAAUAUGUAGAUCAUGUAAAGUAAAUAUGGAUCUUUGGAAUACUUAUGUUCAAAAAUGGUUAAAAAAUUAUGUUUAUGUUUCAAUGAUUGGAACUCCUUUAGAAAAAUAUAAAACUACUUUAACUAUGGUAGUUUGUGCAUUUUGGCAUGGUGUAUAUCCUGGUUAUUAUAUUUCAUUUCUUAUAUUAGGUUUUGAUAAAGAUUUAUCAAAUUUAAUUUAUAAACGUCUUGAUCCUUUUAUGAAAAUAAAAUUUGGUGAAAAAAGUAUUCAAUGGAAACUUUAUGAUAUUUUAUUAAGAGUAUUUAAUCAUUGGCAUUUAAAUUAUGCUGUUUAUCCUUUCAUGAGAUUCGAAUUAAUCCCAUCACUUAUUGUACUUUAUAGAACUUAUUUCCUUGGUUAUCUUAUUCCUUUAUUCCUUUAUUUAUGGUUAUCUUAUUAUCCUCCUCAUUUAUCUUAUCAAAAUACUAUGAAUGAACAAUUAAAACAACAAAAAGAUUCAACAUUCCUCAAAAAAGAAGAUUAA
This is a messenger RNA of Entamoeba dispar SAW760, 711 nucleotides long. RefSeq names its product membrane-bound O-acyltransferase domain-containing protein, putative. Gene Ontology annotation, molecular function: acyltransferase activity. The annotation marks the transcript as partial. NCBI's taxonomy places the organism in Eukaryota, Evosea, Mastigamoebida, Endamoebidae. Gene Ontology annotation, cellular component: membrane. The record is from RefSeq and is a predicted model, not a curated record. The transcript has a single exon. Gene Ontology annotation, biological process: lipid modification.